Messenger RNA from Centropristis striata (black sea bass), 2265 nucleotides. RefSeq names its product cyclic nucleotide gated channel subunit alpha 4 (gene cnga4). Gene Ontology annotation, biological process: monoatomic cation transmembrane transport. The record is from RefSeq and is a predicted model, not a curated record. Gene Ontology annotation, cellular component: plasma membrane; intracellular cyclic nucleotide activated cation channel complex. Gene Ontology annotation, molecular function: cGMP binding; intracellularly cAMP-activated cation channel activity; protein-containing complex binding. The transcript is spliced from 7 exons. Bases 1 to 2187 code for a protein of 728 amino acids. Lineage: Eukaryota; Metazoa; Chordata; Actinopteri; Perciformes; Serranidae.
AUGGAUAAAACAGAGGAUGUUAGUAUUAGAAGUAACCAUUGGCAGAGACUGCUCAGGUGGCAACGGGGGCAGAAGGUGUCUGUGGAAGGAGAAGAUGGAAUCAAGGAUGAAGCGAAACAUAAACCUAAACUGGAUCUGAAGCUGAAACUUAACUGGAAAGAGUGGGUGUUAGAUCCGGCAGAUCAGUUUUAUUACGUCUGGCUACAGGUCAUGAUCCUUCCCAUCGUCUACAACUGGGUGAUCAUCAUUUUGAGGACAUGCUUUGAUACAAUUGCACUGAGCUACCUCCCUGUGUGGCUUACACUGGACUAUGUGGCAGACCUCAUGUAUGUAGCUGACAUGAUCAUCACUGUUCACACAGGUCACUUGGAGCAGGGUAUCCUGAUCAGGGACCUAGCUCAGCUGAAGAAGCGCUACCUGCACUCUAAACAAUUUUUACGUGACUUAGUUUCCUUGCUGCCCACCGACCUUCUCUACUUUGUCAUUGGCAUCCAAACGCCGCUGGUGCGGGUCAACCGCCUUCUGCGAAUACCCCGACUCAGCGAGGCCCUGGACCGCAUGGAGACGAGAACCUCCUACCCCAACACCUUCCGCAUCUCCAAGCUCAUGAUCUACAUCUUUGUGUUGAUCCACUGGAACGCCUGUCUCUACUUUUCACUGUCCAACUACAUUGGCUUUGGAACCGAUCAUUGGGUUUACCCCAACAUCUCCCUCCCAGAGUACGCCUCCAUGCGUCGACAGUACUUUCACUCCUUCUGGUUCUCCGCACAGAUUUUCACCACUGUAGGAGACACCCCGCUGCCAAGAAGAGAAGAGCAGUACUUGUUUAUGAUUACAGACCUGCUCAUUGCUGUGCUGGUCUUUGCAUCGAUUGUUGGCAAUGUUGGCAAUGUCAUCACAAGCCUAAGAGAUCGUGAUAAUGUCUUUUUCCCUAACCACGAGCUGGUGAAGGCUUACCUGCGCAGCCAUCAUAUUAGCAAGGAGCUUCGUCAGCGAAUCGACAACUGGUACCAGCAUCUUCACAUCAACAAGAAGAUCAUGAGAGAGAAUGAAAUCCUGCAGCAGCUGCCCUUACACUUGAGGACAGAGAUUGCUGUCAGCGUUCACCUUCCCACACUCUCCAAAGUCACCAUCUUCCAGAGCUGUGAGAAAAGUCUGCUGGAGGAGCUGGUGCUUAAACUAACACCUCAGGUGUUCAGUCCAGGAGAGUACGUCUGCAGAAAAGGAGAUGUAGGCCAUGAAAUGUACAUAAUCAAAGAGGGGAAACUUGCAGUUGUGGCAGAUGACGGGGUCACACAGUUUGCUGUGCUGACUGAAUCAAAUUUCUUUGGGGAAAUUAGUAUCCUCAAUAUUAAAGGUAACAAGUCAGGCAAUCGCCGAACUGCCAACAUCCGAAGCAUUGGCUACUCCGACCUGUUCAGCUUGUCCAAAGAAGACCUGACAGAUGUGCUGUCAGAGUUCCCUGCCGCCAAACGUCACCUGGAGGAGAAAGGCAGACAGAUCCUCACUAAGAUGGGCAUGUUGGAGGAAAGUGGGGAGGCAGAGGAGGGGGAGGCAGAGAAAGUCGAAACCAAGAUACAGAGGCUGGAGAGCAACUUGGAAGUCCUGCAAACGAAGCUAGCUCGUCUAAUGGUGGAAUUAGAGUCGAGCAACCGCAAGAUGCAGGCCAGGGUGGAGCAGCUGGAGUGUGAGGUGGCAGCACUGGAGACUCAGCUGCCAGAUGAUGGGGAGGAAGGAGAAAUAGGUGAGGGAAGAGGUGAAGGGGUGGGAGGAGAGGUUGGAUGGGAGAGAGAAGAGGCAGAGGGAGAGGAAGAGGAGGGCUCAGAUGGAAAGGUAAAAAAACAAGGACAGGGAGAAGAUGGUAAUGAUGUGACCAAAGAGGGAGAUGGAGAGAGCACUAAAAGUACAAAGGAAGACAUUGAAAGGAUGAUGGGGGGAGAUAAAUCUGGGCAGAAAGACCCAGACGACCGAGAAAAGAAAAAAGAAGAUGAUGGGGAGAAAAACAAAGACAAGACAGGAGAUGACCGGCCUGGUAAAGGAGAUGGAGCUGAGAUUGAACCUGAAGAUGAGAAAAGUGGAGAGAGAGGAUCUAAAGAAGAAAAUGAAAAGACUGAUGAAGGCUCAGAAAAUAUAGAAAAUGAGCAGAAAGAGGAGGAACAGAAAAAAAUGAAUGAAAAGGCAAAAUAAAUGAAAAAGAAAACUAUUUAAAAAAAUAUAAAAGUAUGUAUUUUGUCUGUAGAUGUUUGUCUGUUUUAUAUUAAUAAA